Molecule: messenger RNA, 1745 nt
Organism: Dioscorea cayenensis subsp. rotundata (Guinea yam)
Lineage: Eukaryota; Viridiplantae; Streptophyta; Magnoliopsida; Dioscoreales; Dioscoreaceae
Product: probable E3 ubiquitin-protein ligase LUL2
Exons: 3
Coding region: 219-1340 (373 amino acids)
Biological process (GO): protein ubiquitination
Molecular function (GO): ubiquitin protein ligase activity
Source: RefSeq, a predicted model, not a curated record
AAUUUACGCGUUGGCAACGGAAUCCCUUACAGUGCCUGAUCUCGGUGGAGUUUUUACGCAACCCCCCCGCACUCUCUCUCUCCCACUCGGUCUCUCUCAUCCUCUCCGGAGACAACCAUAGGCCUCCAGAUCAUGCGUUUCUAGGGUUUCGGAUCAGCUUUCCCGCCAUUGAAUUCAAGAUCGAAGCUUUAUCUCUCAACCUUUUGAUCAUCAUCCUCAUGGGCAACACCGGGAGCAGCGGCAACGGCCGUCGGAGAAAUUCUCACCAUCAUCACCACCACCACCACCACCAUCCGCCUAGCCCACCUCCACCGCUCAAUCCCCAGCAAGCGCAAGAGAUCCCUGCCAAUCGCUUAUAUGCCUAUACGCCCUCGUAUCCUCCCACCAACCACAACCCCAACGCUCAACAUUACUACCAGUACACCGCCUUCUACCCGCCGGCCCCUCCGGCGAUGCCCGUGCCGCUGCCAGCCCCGUUCGACAACCAUCACCGUGGAGACAUCCACGAAUGGGCUCCGGCAGUGGUUGGGGGGCGGUAUCCCAUGCCCCCGGUGUCGGCUCCCUCUCCCGCGCCCUAUGUUGAGCAUCAGAAGGCUGUGACUAUCCGAAAUGACAUCAACCUCAAGAAGGAGACGCUUAGGGUUGAGCCUGAUGAACAGAACCCUGGAAAGUUUCUCGUCGCUUUCACGUUCGAUGCUACUGUUGCUGGGAGCAUCGCUGUUCUUUUCUUUGCAAAAGAAGAGCUUGAUUGCAACCUUGUUGCCACAAAGGACAGCCUUGAGCCAAUCACUGUUCAUUUUAAGGCAGGCUUGGGGCAGAAGUUUAGACAGCCUUGCGGCACUGGAAUUGAUUUCUCUAUGUUUGACAAAUCAGAGCUUACGGUAGAAGGAGAUGCAGAGGUGUAUCCAUUAGCUGUAAAAGCGGAAGCAUCUCUAUCUGACCAAGAAUCAUCAGGUGAUAACGAGAGUACAGGAACCCCAAACUCUCAGAUUACACAGGCUAUGUUUGUAAAGAAGGAGAACGGUGACUAUCAGGUUCGUGUGCUGAAGCAGAUACUCUGGGUUAAUGGCACUAGAUAUGAAUUGCAGGAGAUAUAUGGCAUAGGAAAUUCAGUCGAAGGUGACUUUGAUGGGAAUGAUCCUGGGAAAGAAUGUGUAAUAUGCCUGUCUGAACCACGAGAUACAGCUGUGCUACCAUGCAGACAUAUGUGCAUGUGCAGUGGAUGUGCAAAAGUUUUAAGAUUUCAGACAAACCGAUGCCCUAUAUGCAGGCAGCCGGUUGAGCGGCUAUUAGAAAUAAAGGUCAACAGGGCUGAGGAGCAAAAUGAGGCAGAAAGUUGAUUGAAGCAUGCAUCGCUUACUGGCCAUCCUGUUUCUACAAAGCUUAAAAUAAGUGGCCCAUAUAUGAUAUAACAUUUCUUAUGAUUGUCUGUUUGGUUUGGCCAUAAUCUUUGCAGUGUGCAAGUGCUAAAGAUUCUAUUGUUCCAAUCAUUUGUAUAUUCUGCACGUCUUUAGUUUUCAGGUUGGUUCUUGAGAGCUUAGAAGUUCUUGCAAUGUCGCUCCAGGUAUUGAAGAACAGUAGAUCAAAGCACCUCCUUUUGGUGCUUCUUUGCCGUACUAUUAGUUAUUGACUUUCUGGUUUAGGGUCUUGAUACAUUCACCCAAUGUACACAAAAACAUUUACUGGUGUGUGGCCUGUGCUGAAGCCCAACCCUAACUGUGAAUUAUAUCUUCUUGUAUUCCAAA